AUGGCUAAAGAAUUGCUGAAAGGUUUCAAAGAGCUGGGUGUUCCACACACUGAUGUACCCAACCUGGUCAGCACUCUGGGAGAUCCAGUGAACAUCCGCACCUGGCAGGUUGGAGAUAGCAGGUUUGCCCAAGGACAACCUUUCUGUGGAAAAUGGUGUGAUUUCUCAGUACUCUCUGCACUGGCCCUCUUCAUUGAUCCUCAGGGACAAGCAAACACAUGGAUUAAAAACAUGGAAAAGGACAGUGGGUUGGAGGUUGUGAAACUCAGUGACCGGGACUUCCUGCGCAGGCUUGAGAAUGCAAUCCGCUUCGGUAAACCCUGCCUCUUAGAGAAUGUGGGGGAAGAACUAGAUCCUGCUCUAGAACCUGUCCUGUUACAACAGACUUUUAAGCAGCAAGGCCAUACUUUACUGAAACUGGGCGAUUCACUCAUCGACUACCACGAGUCUUUCAAGAUGUACCUCACAACCAAGCUGCCCAACCCACACUACUCUCCAGAGUUUUCUGCCAAAGUCACACUCAUAAACUUCACCCUGUCACCCAGUGGUCUACAAGACCAGUUGUUGGGGAUGGUGGUGGCUAAAGAGCAGCAAGACUUGGAGGUUGCAAAGAACCAGCUAAUCACCAGCAAUGCCAAGAUGAAGCAGGAACUGAAAGAAAUUGAGGAUGAGAUACUGUUCCGACUCAGCUCCACAGAAGGCAAUCCUGUGGACAAUGAGGAGCUCAUCCGAGUGUUGGAGGCUUCGAAGAUCAAAGCUGGAGAGAUCAAGGCUAAAGUGAAGGCAGCAGAAAAGACAGAGCAGAACAUUGAUGCUGCCCGUCUGGAGUAUGUCCCUGUGGCUGUGCGUGCACAGAUCCUCUUCUUCUGCGUGUCAGAUCUGUCCAAUGUUGACCCAAUGUACCAGUACUCUCUGGAGUGGUUCCUGGGAAUCUUUUUGUCUGGUAUUGCCAACUCUAGAAGUGCAGACACAGUGGAGGAGAGAAUCUGGAACAUCAAUGAAUAUUUCACCUUCAGCCUCUAUGGUAAUAUAUGUCGCAGCUUGUUUGAGAAACACAAACUGAUGUUUGCCUUUCUCCUGUGCGCUCGCAUCAUGAUGAACGACAAAAAGAUUGACAUGGUCGAGUGGCGCUACCUGUUGUCUGGAGCAAUGCCUGUCCAACAGCUGGCCAACCCAGCAGUAAGCUGGCUGUCAGAACGUGCCUGGCAGGACAUUUUAGGCCUCAGCACUCUGAAAAUUUUUUCUAACCUGGCGCAAAGCUUCCCUGAACAUCUGGAGGGCUUCAAGAAAAUUUUUGACAGUAGCCAGCCUCACAGGGAGCCCCUCCCAGGAGCGUGGGAUGUCAUCCUGGACUCUUUCCAGAAGCUGUUGGUCCUGCGCUGUCUGAGGGCUGACUGCCUCAUUCAAGGCCUGCAGGACUUUGUUGCUGCUGAGUUAGGACAGCGCUUCAUAGAGCCUCAGACAUCAGACCUGUCUGUCGUCUUCGCAGAGUCAUCUUCCUCCACUCCCCUGAUCUUUGUUCUGUCCCCUGGCACCGACCCUGCUGCUGACCUCUACAAAUUUGCUGAUGUCAUGCAAUUCUCCAAGAAAAUGAGCGCCAUCUCUCUUGGCCAAGGCCAGGGCCCCUGGGCUGAGAGUAUGAUGCACGAUGCCAUGGAAAGAGGUCACUGGGUUUUUUUCCAGAACUGUCAUCUGGCACCCAGCUGGAUGCCUACCCUGGAGAGACUUAUUGAAAACAUCAACCCACUAAAGGUGCACGAGAACUUCCGCCUGUGGCUCACAAGUCUUCCCAGCAAUAAGUUCCCGGUGUCUGUUCUGCAGAAUGGUUCCAAAAUGACCAUUGAACCUCCAAGAGGCAUCAAGGCCAACCUACAGAAAACCUACAUGAGGCUCACUAAUGAUUUUCUCUCCUCUUCCACCAAGACAGCAGACUUUAAGUCUUUGCUGCUGUCUCUCUGCCUGUUCCAUGGAAUUGCUUUGGAGAGACGAAAGUUUGGCCCUUUGGGCUUCAACAUUCCCUAUGAGUUCACUGAUGGCGACCUGAACAUUUGUAUCAGCCAGCUCAAAAUGUUCCUGGAUGAGUACCAGGACAUCCCAUACAAGGUUCUAAAAUACACUGCAGGAGAGAUUAAUUAUGGUGGCCGUGUGACAGAUGACUGGGACAGACGAUGUCUGCUCAGUGUGGUGGAGGACUUCUAUUGUCCUGCUGUCCUCAGUAGUGAUCACGUCUACUGUGCAUCUGGAGUCUACCGGCAAAUAGACACAAAACUGGAUAUCAAGGGUUAUUUGGCAUACAUUCGUGGUUUGCCCAUCAAUGACACACCUGAGAUCUUUGGUCUCCAUGACAACGCUAACAUCAGCUUUGCUCAAAAUGAGGCCUUUGGCUUGUUAGAAGCUGUGGUUCGUCUCCAGCCCCGAGCUACAUCUGCUGAGGGCAAAACUCUUGAGGAGAUAGUGGAGGAGAUAGUGGCAGGCAUCGUUGAAAAGAUCCCUCCUCCUUUUGACAUUGAAGAAGUGAUGGGAAAAUACCCGGUGCUCUACGAGGAGUCCAUGAACACUGUGCUCAUCCAGGAGGUCAUCAGAUAUAACAAGCUGCUGGAGGUCAUCUCUCUGAGUCUCAGAGAUAUUGUGAAGGCUUUGAAAGGUUCAGUGGUGAUGUCAUCCGCGCUCGAGCUUAUGGCCCGCAGCUUAUUCAACAAUGCGGUGCCUGAUAUGUGGAAAGCCAAGGCCUACCCAUCUCUGAAGCCUCUGGCCUCCUGGGUGUCAGACCUGCUUCAGAGGAUCAAUUUCCUACAGAGAUGGAUCUCUAACGGCAUUCCACCUGCGUUCUGGAUUAGCGGCUUCUUUUUCCCGCAGGCUUUUCUCACCGGAACCCUCCAGAAUUAUGCCCGUCGCUUCGGCACCUCAAUUGACACGAUUGGAUUUGACUUUGAGGUAUUAGUGAAGUCAGUGUCAGAGAUAACAGAAACACCAGACACAGGCUGCUACAUUCAUGGUCUAUUCCUGGAGGGGGCUCGCUGGGAUAACAAGGCAGGUCAGCUUGCAGAGUCCAGACCCAAGGAGCUCUACACCCAAAUGGCCGUCAUCUGGCUGAUCCCCAAACCCAACCGAAAGCCUCCAGCCUCAGGGAUCUAUGUAUGCCCUAUCUACAAGACACUCACACGAGCUGGGACUCUGUCCACCACCGGCCACUCUAUGAACUAUGUGGUGUCAUUGGAGUUGCCAACACAUCACACCCAGAGGCACUGGGUCAAACGGGGUGUUGCACUCAUCUGUGCACUGGACUAUUGAACGAGAAAUUAGUUAUUAUUAGUUAUUGCUGUUAGUUAUUGGUUAUCUACUUUAAUCUAUCUAAUAAACUGUUCACAAGCAA
Molecule: messenger RNA, 3373 nt
Organism: Maylandia zebra (zebra mbuna)
Lineage: Eukaryota; Metazoa; Chordata; Actinopteri; Cichliformes; Cichlidae
Source: RefSeq, a predicted model, not a curated record